AGGUGGGGCUGGUGUCCGAGCACUUCUCGCAGGUUCCGCAGCGGCUGUCCUUCUACAGCUGGUAUGGCAGCGCCAGGCUCUUCCGCUUCCGCGUGCCCCCGGACACCAUACUGCUGCGCUGGCUGCUGCAAGUGUCCCCAGGCGGCAGCCCCACGUGCACCGAUGUAGACAUCACCGUGCACUUCCGCUACGGUGCCCCUCCUAUCAUCAACCCGCUGGGCACUCGCUUCCCCGACAACACCUCUGUGCUGCCCUCCUUCCACGUCACGAUGCCGCUGAGUGCCAUGCUGCUGAGCAAUGCCUCAGUCAACGUCUCCCACCCUGCGCCCGGGGACUGGUUUGUGGCCGCCCACCUGCCUCCUUCCUCCCAGAAGAUCCAGGUGAAGGGCUUUGUUCCCACCUGUGCCUACAUCUUCCAGCCGGACAUGCUGGUUACGCGUGUGGCUGAGGUUUCCAUCAUGGAGCCCGAUAUGCCCCUGCUGCAGACACUCCUCUCCCAUCCCAGCUACCUCAAGGUCUUCGUGCCUGAGUACACCCAGGAGCUCCGUCUGGAGCUGCAGGACUGCGCGUCCAACGGGAGCCUGGGCUGCCCUGUGCGUCUCACCGUGGGAUCGGCCACCCUGCCCAGCAAUUUUCAGAAGGUGCUCACCUGUGUCAACCCCCCCGGGCCCUGCCGCCUUCUGCUGCCCUCACCACCCUGGGACCGGUGGCUGCAAGUGACGGCCGAGAGCCUAGUGGGGCCUCACACAGCGGUGGCCUUCAGUGCCGUGGCUGCCCUCACAGCCUGCAGGCCACAGAGCGUGACCUUCCAGCACCUUCUCCAGAGCAGUCAAAACCAGAGCUAUAACUCCACUGUGGGCCAGCUAUCACUGGGCCAUAGCCACCAGGACCUGGGCAGGAGCGACAGGGUGGGUGGCGGCCCCUUCUGCCUCGCGAGUUACCCGGUCAUGCGGGAGGACAUGGAUGUGGUGUCUGUGCACUUCCAACUGCUGGACAGGGCCUUAGUGACGGUACAUUCGGACACACCCUCUGUGCUGCAGCUCCGCCUCACCACGGGCAUGGACAGUGGGGGCUCCCUCACCAUCUCCCUGAAAGCCAACAAGACAGAGAUGGCAAACAGCACCAUGGUGGCGGCCUGUGUGAAUGUUGCCUCACCCUUCCUCAGUCUCAGCACCUCGCUCAACUGCACCACAGCCUUCUUCCAGGGCUACCCCUUGUCCCUGAGCACCUCAUCUCUCAGGGCCCAUCUCAUCAUCCCCUACCCGGAGACAGACAACUGGUACCUCUCCCUGCAGCUCCUGUGUCCCAAGAGUCCAGAGGACUGUGAGCAGGCCUCGGUCCAUGUGGAGACCACCUUGUUCCUGGUGCCCUGCUUAAAUGACUGUGGACCCUACGGCCAGUGCCUCCUGCUCCGCAGACAUGGCUACCUGUAUGCGGGUUGCAGCUGCAAGGCAGGCUGGCGAGGGUGGAGCUGCACCGAUGACAGUGCAGCCCAGACCCUGGCACAGCAGAGGGCGGCAGCGCUGCUGCUCACACUCAGCAACCUCAUGUUCCUGGCUCCCAUCGCUGUGUCUACUCACCGCCUGCUCCUGGUGGAGGCCUCCGUCUACACCUACACCAUGUUCUUCUCCACGUUCUACCACGCCUGUGACCAGCCGGGGGAGGCUGUUCUGUGCAUCCUCAACUACGACACACUGCAGUACUGUGACUUCUUGGGCUCUGGGGUAUCUGCCUGGGUCACCAUCCUUUGCAUGGCACGGCUGAAGACUGUCCUAAAAUAUGUCCUGUUUCUCCUGGGCACAUUGGUCAUCGCCAUGUCCUUGCAGCUGGACCGCAGGGCUGUGUGGAACAUGAUGGGGCCCUGCCUCUUUGCUUUCUUGAUCAUGGCCUCCAUGUGGGCGUACCGCUGCGGGCACCGGCGCCAAUGCUACCCCAGCUCGUGGCAGCGCUGGGCCUUCUACCUCCUUCCCGGCAUCUCCAUGGCCUCUGUGGCCAUCGCCAUCUACACCUCCAUGAUGACCAGCGACAACUACUACUACACGCAUAGCAUCUGGCACAUCCUGCUGGCAGGGAGCGCGGCGUUGCUGCUGCCCCCACGGGACAAGCACGCUGAACCCUGGGACUGCUCGCAGAAGUUCCCCUGCCACUACCAGAUCUGCAAGAACGAUCGGGAGGAGCUGUACACAGUGACCUGAUGCUGGGGACCUGGCUGCUCUGUUGACCUCUCCAGCCAGGAGCCCUGCCUAGCCCCAUCAGAUUGAUUUCCAACUGAAUAAAAUUGACCUGCACGCCCU
Messenger RNA from Carlito syrichta (Philippine tarsier), 2294 nucleotides. RefSeq names its product transmembrane protein 8A (gene PGAP6). The annotation marks the transcript as partial. The transcript has 12 exons. Gene Ontology annotation, cellular component: plasma membrane. Lineage: Eukaryota; Metazoa; Chordata; Mammalia; Primates; Tarsiidae. The record is from RefSeq and is a predicted model, not a curated record.